AUUCAGAAAACUUCAUUCUCAUCGGCUGAAAAGUGCGAAAAGGAACAAUAGUGGUUUUGCAAACACCGUGUCUUGAUUCGAAAUUCGUGAGAUAAUAUUAUCAUUUGCGUAUAGAAUAUAAUGUUAUCUGAAAUUCAUUCGCUUUUAUCUGUCCCUGGUGCAGUCCUUUCCGAAAUUACGCCGGCUAAGGCAGGGGCAGAUUUUUAAUCUAUUUGUUUCCGAGAGAGAAGAGAAGUGUGCGACCUUGCGGUGAUAUCACCCUUUACGUCAUGCCAAGCUGUGACAUCAUCACUCCUGACUCCUCCUCUUCCUUCUCUGCCAUCGAAACUCCUCCUACUCGACGUAGACCCACUGUAGUGCCGGCAACAGCACUACUCACUGUAUUCCGUGACAAAAAUUCUAAUUGCAUCCCCCACAUCAAAACAACAACCCCUGAUUCGAAAAGACCCCUCAUCAAGUGCAUUGUCAAGGUUUUGAAACGUUCUAAGAGCGAAGAGGAUAACAAUAACGAAGGUUCCAAAAAGCCCAGGGAAGAUUUUAAGGAAGUUAAACAAGUAAACAAAAAACACAUAAUAAAACUUCCCAUCAUGAUCAGCCGAACAAACCUGAAGCAGCAGUUGAUGCGGGAAGAGAUGCUGCAGCGGGAAAAGAAGGAGAGGGAGAUCUCCUGCUCUGCACCCACACAAACAUCCAUCGCCAUUAGAGUGCCUCACUACAUCCCUCCACGUGUUCCUGUUCAGCUCCCUCGACAGGAAUACAAGAGUAAACUGGAAAAUCCAACUGCUUAUCAUGUUGAAAAAAGCCAACAGCGCCAGUUUCAGGAGUAUAUUUUCCAGUCACAUCAUGGGAAGAAAUCCAACAGCCUACCUACUCAACACAUAGCCAACAGCGUUGAACCAAGUCCUGUCAGUGACUUUUCUACUGCUGUGAGUAGUAAUGCUCCAAGUCCCACAGAAUUGGAUGAAUUUUGGAAUGACUUUGAGUCCUAUAAUAGAUCUUGUACAGAUUCAGUUGCUGAUAAUUUCUUAGAUCCUAGUCUUACAGUUCCUGUUGCAGCACCAGCUGAUCCUGCCUUACUAGAUAUGCUGUCCACUAUGUUGCCACUUGAUCCUGUGUCCACAUCUUGCCCAGCAGAAUUGGCUGAAGUUAUCAGUGAUGGAGAAUUACUUACAGAAGAAAAAGUCCAAGCAAUUCAGAAAGAUAGACAGAAAAAAGACAACCACAACAGAAUUGAAAGGAAAAGAAGAUUUAAUAUAAAUGACCGUAUAAAAGAGCUCAGCACAUUGCUACCAGGCUGCAAUGAUAAGUUAGUAUAUUUUAGGUAUUAUGAAUUGGUGAAAGAUAUUCGACAAAAUAAAGGGACAAUCCUGAAAGCUUCCGUAGAUUAUGUACGAUGUCUGAAAAAGGAAGUACAAAAAAUCCCUGACUUAGAAAUGCGUUUGCGAGUUGUCGAGCAAACAAAUAAAAAAUUACUCUUGCAUAUUCAUAACUUAGAACUUCAGUUGAAAGCCAACAAUAUACCCAUCCAGAAAUCAACCUGGUACCCAUCAACGGAAGAAGAGAUACAGUCACUCAUUAAACAAGAACCCAUUCCCUACUCACCCCUCACCCAUUCCUCCAACGAAAAGUACUUUAUAAGUAGUCAACCAAAUCUGGCACCUCUGCCAGAACAUUGCAGCAGUGACUUUCAGAACUUUGACCCACUAGCUUUGCGCUUCCCGCACAGCGACCCCAAUGGCACUCGCAGGAGAGUUCCCAACAUACAAUUCCUAAAUGUCAAAAAAGAGUCCCAAUCUCAUACUUCCUCCUCCUCGUGUAGUCAAAGUCCUGCGACCUGUUACGCCUCGAGUCCUGCUCCCUCCUACAGUCCUUUCGAGGACUUGAUGAUGGAAGACGAUCAGCCCGUUACGGGUGACCCCAUGCUCUCGUCUCGCGACAGCAUGACUCCUGAGCACAUGGAUUUUAUGUCGUAGCUUGUGAAACGUCAGUUUUAGUCCUUGUUAAAAGUUAGACUUUAAGCUAUGAAAGUCUUAACUUUCAUUUUGAUAUUUAGUGAAAAGUGUGACUUUUGAUGUUGCUUGAAAAAAAAGUGUGUCUUAUCCUGAAUUUUGAAUCGGGAAAAGAGCUUUUAGGAUAUCGUGUUUUCCCUUUUGUGCAAAGUUGUGAAAAGUGAAGAUUUGUUUAAGCAGGUAGAAGAUGUAUCUGGGUCCUAAAUAUUUAUCGAACCUGUGUGACCAGAAAAAAAAUCUUGAUUUAUUACUAUAUCCAGUAAUCAAUAAUAGUAUGUGAAUUGUAUUCAGUAUGAAUUAGCCUUAACUGAUACAGGUACUCUGUUUUUAUUGAUCUUGUUUCAUUUAAGAAAGUUUGUCCUGAUACAUCUUUGUUUAUCAGUACCUGAUUAGUAUAAUAUUAAGUGGAAUAUUAUUUAAAUAUUCGUGCACUAUCGAUGAAUACUGUAUGACACUCAUAAUGGCCUUCUCACAAAGGUUCUAUCAGUUGUUAUUGUUUUUAAUAUUUGUGCCAAGGAUCUGUUUUCUCUUGACAUUUUUUCUCUCGUUGUUUAUUCUAUGUAUUCGUAAUGUUAAAAUUUUCGAAAAAUUAUUAUAUUUUUAAUUUUAUCCUGUUAAAAAUUUUAUCCUAGUUAAAUCUUAUAUUGCUUUGGAAGCUUAUUACCGACAAUAAUGUUUGCUAGUCAAACAUCACUAGUAAACUUACUUCAACCUUGACUAUCUGGUCUAGUUUAACCCCUUUGCCGUCGUAUGGUUAUUCUUAGCCACCAAAUCCUUUUGAGUUUCCACAAGAUGUGACCGCAAUUUUUGUCAUGAAGGCAUGCAGAGAUGCUCAAGUAAUCGCAACAAAUGAAGCUUUUAUAACCAAAAUAGGUUAUGCCUGGUGCAGCUUUUUUAUUGUCAUAAAACAUUUAACUUUUUCUAUGGAUGUGAUUAUACCUAUAAGGAAAAAGCUAAGUUGUGUCACUAAAUUCUUAAUUAUGCAAAAAAAUAAAUAAAUUAGUAAAUAGAUCUAGUCCUUUUUACUCUAGAUAAUGAUUGUUUUAUUGGAAAUAUUAGUUUGAUCACUAAUUUUAAUAAAAGUUAUUGACCCAACUGAAAAUUAUUUCACUGUCUGUUUGAAACUGUUUCAGAUGAAAUAUCGUUUUUUUGUCAACUGUGGAAAUACUUGUUUUAUGUGUGGAUGGAAUAAAAACUGUACUCUUCUUUUGCUAGAAUUUUCAAUUGUUAUAUUAAACAGUGCCUUUUUUCAGUAUUUUACUAUGGGUAAAAUACUUCUAUUUUAGCAGCUUACUCGUAUUUAGUAUGGAUAAUUUUAAUUUGUAUUUUAAAUUCUUAAUUGGAUGUAUAGAGUACCUUUGAGAAAUUACUCAUGAAUGAAAAGCUUAAAAUUAGGGAAAUUUUUGGAAUAAAGUGAAGAAGAGGUACAUUCAGUUGAAAAUUAAUAUUGAACAAGUGAAAAUCAUUGAUUUGUUUGAUCUAUUUGUCUUUAUAAUUUCCACACAGCAGUUAACAUUUUUUUUAAAAAAAAAAAAACUUUCCUGGAAAUUGUCUUUUAUCCAGAUUCUAAACUCUUAACUAUAGUUCAUAACCUUCAUUUAAAAGUUUGUAAUUUAAAAGUAAUAUAACUUGGGGUUAAAAAGAAUGACAUUUUUUUUAUAAUUAAGUUCUCAGAAAGGCUUCUUUUAAGUGUCCCUUUAAAUGAAUAGUAAGAAUUUUUUUCUUGUUGAAAAUUUGUGUUGUCACACAAAUUUUGUUGUAAUCAAUUGUAUAGAUUACAGAUGAAUUAAACUCUUAAUUGCUUUUUGUGUUGA
Parasteatoda tepidariorum (common house spider) is the source of this 3823-nucleotide messenger RNA. RefSeq names its product transcription factor E3. Gene Ontology annotation, molecular function: RNA polymerase II cis-regulatory region sequence-specific DNA binding; DNA-binding transcription factor activity, RNA polymerase II-specific; protein dimerization activity. The record is from RefSeq and is a predicted model, not a curated record. Gene Ontology annotation, biological process: regulation of transcription by RNA polymerase II. Lineage: Eukaryota; Metazoa; Arthropoda; Arachnida; Araneae; Theridiidae. Gene Ontology annotation, cellular component: nucleus.